This is a messenger RNA of Corticium candelabrum, 1106 nucleotides long. RefSeq lists its product as uncharacterized. Gene Ontology annotation, molecular function: 2-oxoglutarate-dependent dioxygenase activity. The transcript has a single exon. The record is from RefSeq and is a predicted model, not a curated record. The coding region runs from base 87 to 806 and encodes 239 amino acids. NCBI's taxonomy places the organism in Eukaryota, Metazoa, Porifera, Homoscleromorpha, Homosclerophorida, Plakinidae.
ACAAGGUCAUACAACUGAGUCGCCUUCCUGUCAUAGACUUGUCAUCGCCUGAUCGCUCUGCAAAUGCUCGAGCGAUCACUAAAGCAAUGGAAACAGUUGGAUUCAUUCUUUUGGACAACGUAACAGGUUUCAACGAGUCCGCACUGCAAGAAGUCACCGAGUGGCUGUUCAACAUGCCGCAAGAACGCAAGCUCCGACUCGCAAGAAAGAAAUGGAACAAAGACUCUAGAAACAACUACAGAGGCUACUUCCCUGUCGACGUUACAGCAGUGUCUCACAAGGAAGGCUACGAAUUUGGACCAGAAAUGGCAUCACGUGAUCCUUACAUACAAACGGCCUAUCCCUUUUGUGAACCUAAUGUGUGGCCAGAGCAAGAAGACGGAGAAGAUGAAAAAGUUUUCAUUAAAUUUAGCGAGACAGUGAAAGGUCAUUAUGUCAGUUUGUUUAAUGCAGCCAUCGAGUUUACUCGUCUCUUAGCUUUGGGUCUUGGGCUAAGUGAGAACUACUUUGAUCAACUAUACAUCCCAAAGACUCUUUCUACUUUUCGUCUCCUCCAUUAUCCUCUACGUCAGGAUGCUAUACCAGCCACUGCUGUUUGUGAUGAUGGCACUGUUCUCUGCUGUGAUGCUCACGUCGAUUCUGGCAUGUUCACUCUUCUGACAACAUUCAAUAAUCCUGGCUUGCAGAUUCGAAUGAAGAAUGGCACGUGGAUGCCUGUGGAAUCUCAUACGGGUACUCUGAUUGCAAACAUGGGCAAGAUGAUGGCAGAAAUGUCGGGAGAUCGAAUCAAAGCAGUCGAACAUUGAGUUGCUGUAACUGAGCCAAGAGAGAGAUUUUCAUGUGCUUUCUUUCUGGAGCCUGGUUACAAUGCACACGUUCCACUCUCACUUCCAAUCGGUUAUAAGGACGAAACAGCGAGUCAACAAACAGUGCCAUUCUUUGAAUAUGGUCCAUAUCUUGCUGAGAGGAUUAAGAAUUUUGUAGAAUAUGCAGAUGACUGAUUGACUGUAGCUCAUGUGCCUGGGAUAUUAUUUUUAUAUUCGUAUUGACUAGGGCAGAAAAAGUCAAUGCAAUAUUUUAUCACAAUGUCUAGGAGACUCAUACAC